Molecule: messenger RNA, 1940 nt
Organism: Ziziphus jujuba (common jujube)
Lineage: Eukaryota; Viridiplantae; Streptophyta; Magnoliopsida; Rosales; Rhamnaceae
Product: pentatricopeptide repeat-containing protein At4g21705, mitochondrial
Exons: 2
Coding region: 272-1774 (500 amino acids)
Cellular component (GO): mitochondrion
Molecular function (GO): protein binding
Source: RefSeq, a predicted model, not a curated record
GGGACAACAACCGAGUCAAGAAUCAUAACCCUCGAAUUCUAUUAGUAGAAUGGGGACUGAAGAAAAGGAGAAAUAAGUCUUUCGGCUAUUAUACCUUUUUUGCCGUUAAGUUUAACAGACUUUCAUUAACGGUGCGGGGUCUAAAUGUGGAAUUAUACGGUGUUUAGGAAAUUAACCCAAACUGAAACCGUAAAGCAGUAGAAAUAGAUUGUAGCAAGGCCUCCAUUUUCAGAAUCUCCUUUCUCACUCCUAGUGGCUCUAAGUCUAACCCAUGCUGAUGCUGAUGGAUGUGAAGCUCUUAUCGAAAACCCUAAUCCGCAAUGUGAUGUGGAGAACUUACUACACGAACAGGACCAACAAGGUCACUCUUUACUCCAAAAUAAGUCCGCUCGGAAACCCAAGCUUGAGCCUUGUGCCGGAGCUCGAAUACUGGGUGCACCAAGGGAAAAAGCUCCGAGUCGGCGAGCUUCAACGCAUCAUCCAUGAUCUUCGUAAGCGCAAGCGAUUCUCUCAAGCUCUAGAGGUUUCUGAGUGGAUGAAAAGAAAGGGUGUAUGCAUUUUUUCAGCAACUGAGCAUGCUGUUCAGCUGGAUCUGAUUGGCAGGGUUCGUGGGUUUCUUUCUGCAGAAAGUUAUUUUAACGAUUUGAGAGAUGAAGAUAAGACAGAUAAGACAUACGGUGCUCUCCUGAAUUGUUAUGUCAGGCAGCAUCAAAGAGAUAAAUCUCUCUCUCAUUUGCAGAAAAUGAAGGAGCUAGGCUUUGCUUCUUCCCCUCUCACUUACAAUGACAUAAUGUGUUUGUACAUAAAUCUUGGCCAGUAUGAGAAGGUCCCUGAUGUGCUAGCAGAGAUGAAGGGGAACCAAGUUUUGCCUGACAACUUCAGUUACAGAAUCUGCAUGAAUUCUUAUGGUAUGAGAUCUGAUAUUGAAGGAAUGGAAAAUGUUCUGGAGGAGAUGGAGUGUCAACCUCACAUUGUCAUGGACUGGAACACUUAUGCUGUAGCUGCCAAUCUCUACGGAAAAGCAGGCCUAACCGAUAAGGCAACAAAUGCCCUUAAGAAAUCAGAGAAGACGCUAGAUAAGAAAGAUGCACUUGGAUACAAUCAUUUAAUUUCACUUUAUGCCAGCCUUGGGAAUAAGGAUGAGGUCCUGAGAUUAUGGAGUCUGGAAAAAACUGCUUGUAAGAGGCACAUAAACAGGGACUAUAUUGUUAUGUUAGAAUCACUGGUGAGGCUAGGUGCAUUCGAAGAAGCCGAGAAAGUACUGGAGGAGUGGCAAUCGUCUGGAAACUGUUAUGAUUUCCGAGUGCCAAACACUAUUAUUGUUGGUUACAUUGAGAAGCAAUUGUAUGGGAAAGCAGAAGUACUGCUUGAAGACUUGAUUGAGAAAGGAAAACCAACCGCCCCUAACAUUUGGGGUAAAGUGGCAACCGGAUACCUGGACAUUGGGGAAACAGAGAAAGCUUUAGAGUGCAUGAAAGCUGCCCUCUCUAUACACGUAGAGAAAGGGUGGAAACCCAACCAUAGGGUGGUAAGAAGCUUGUUGAGCUGGCUUGGUGAUAAAGGCAGUGUUGAAGAGGUCGAAGCCUUUGUAGAAUCAGUGAGGAAUGUUAUACCAGUGAACAUAAAGUUGUACAACGCCUUGUUAAAAGCACAUAUCAGAGGAGGUAGUACAGAAAUAAAUAAGGUUUUAGAUAGCAUGAAAACUGAAAAUAUAGAUGAAGAUGAAGAAACAAAGAACAUCCUUGCCAUGUGGCAAAAACUAGAGUCAGCAUGAUGCUUUUUUGCUUCUCUUCUAUUCGAUUAUAAUUGGUUGCAUUGGCUGUAAAGGCACAAAUAAUGGGCAUUCAGCCGAAUUGUUUUAUAGAGUCGUGGCAAGCAUAUGUACGCAAAGAUGAAAAAUUGUAAAUUGAUGAGCCGAAUGAUAAUGAUACUAUUUUGUU